AUGGUGACAUUGUGGUGGAUGUUUGUAUUUUUUGCGAAAACGGUAUUGGCUAAUGAUAACGAACUGAUCGAUGAAGAACCUCAAAAAGAAUCAAGAUUUCUUCCAUUGUUUGAAUUAAAACGUUUUGAUGGCAGACAUAGCCCCAGCGUGGCCCUAGGUCCAGGCGGGCUACCACCGUUGACAUCUGUUCCGAUUGGAGGGGAGAAAUGUUCAGCUAGACUGGAAUCUGCUUUGAAUCAAUUGAAACGUCGAAAAAGGCAUCAUUCUAAGAGUUUCGAUAUGCCCUUGAGUCGGAGCAUCGAUCUGAAUGGCUACAGUAUGCACCAGCAAAUGAGGAGCGCACCAGUGGAUAUGUACGUAACAAAAAUGAGAGUGCGACUGCCGCAGAACAGCAACUGGGUGCGCGUCGAGAAGUGCUACUUCGAUCCUAGAAACGUGUCUUUGGAGACAAUGCUACUUUUCCAUGACAUAACAAUUAGCGGUAACGUGGAUUUGUAUGACGCUAACGAUUUCGAUCGAACGGUACCAUCUAGCAGAAGACUGCGAAGAAACUACGCCGAACAAGACAUUCACUCUGACCCCUACUCAAAAUCUCGGGGCUGUAACAUGAUACUGAGAUUAAGAAAGGCCGGUAUAGGAUUCCAUACCACUCCUUUGAACCAGCAACCGGGAAAAUUCAACGUAAAAACUGACUCGGAGUUCGUAGAACCUGGAUUUAUAAGCGUCUACGCCUACGGCUGUGAAAAGUAUAUUAACAAAAAUUCAGUUAGAAGUAACCUUCCCUUAAGGCGAAGGAAACGAUCGGAUGAGUUCACAUUUGAUCCGCAUAUGGAUACUUAUUCUGAUGCUUUAGGACAAUCUUCCGAUGUAUGGAGCACGUAUGAACCUCGUAGCAGAGUCAACUACGAGAGAAGCAAACUGUUCCGACCUGACGAUGACUUGGACGAAGUGGAAGAUAUUUCAAGAGAAAUGGAGGAUAUAUUUACUAAAGGAAUACGUACUCUUUUAACUACGUACAUGAAGAAAGAGUUGCAGCCUGCAAUAAAGGACACGCUGAUGAGAAAUAUGGGUUAUAUUGUAUCGUAUGGUUAG
This is a messenger RNA of Parnassius apollo (apollo), 1092 nucleotides long. The record is from the annotation of a GenBank genome assembly. Lineage: Eukaryota; Metazoa; Arthropoda; Insecta; Lepidoptera; Papilionidae.